Messenger RNA from Poeciliopsis prolifica (blackstripe livebearer), 3973 nucleotides. RefSeq names its product short transient receptor potential channel 7-like. The coding region runs from base 1 to 3030 and encodes 1009 amino acids. Gene Ontology annotation, biological process: manganese ion transport; calcium ion transmembrane transport; regulation of cytosolic calcium ion concentration. The record is from RefSeq and is a predicted model, not a curated record. Gene Ontology annotation, molecular function: store-operated calcium channel activity; inositol 1,4,5 trisphosphate binding; protein binding. Gene Ontology annotation, cellular component: membrane; cation channel complex. Lineage: Eukaryota; Metazoa; Chordata; Actinopteri; Cyprinodontiformes; Poeciliidae. The transcript is spliced from 12 exons.
AUGUCUGACGGGGGGGAGGAAAGCGACGGCGGCGGGAGAGCACAUCUGUCGGAGUCUCCCUCGCCGCCUCUCUCUGUCAGUCUUCCCCGAGGAUCUCCUUCCACUUCGCGGCCCUUGGACUUGUUCUCCUCAGCCUCUCCACUGCUUGGGGAAUCGGACCCGCCUUUUCUCGCCUCCUCAGAGUGUCUGCACCCGUCUCCGGGGACCGGGGAACUCGAGGGCUCCCCGCAUUUCACCCCGCCAAAGUUCCGCAAGCGUGCCGUGGACUCCGGGUGUAUCUCUCGCUCGCGGCCGGAUGUGAGGAUAGAUGUCGGACAUGAACAGCACGAUGACCCGCUUCCCACAUGGAGGGGACGCGGCGCGGAGAGCACCGAGCGCCUUCAGCACCGUGGACAGAGGCUGUACAGGGCUCCGGAGAUCUCCGAGUACGGGAACCACUUCUCUGCUGAGCACAUAGAGACCGAGUUCAGCUCAGACAGCCGGCAAUCAGUGGAAGCCAUGCAUCGCCGGCACACAACACUGAGGGAAAAGGGGCGUCGCCAGGCUGUUCGGGGUCCAGCCUACAUGUUUAAUGAGCGCGGCUCUGCUCUCACUGCAGAGGAGGAACGUUUUCUGGAUGCUGCAGAGUAUGGCAACAUUCCUGUGGUGCGCAAAAUGCUAGAAGAGUCCAAAACACUGAACUUUAACUGUGUGGACUACAUGGGCCAGAAUGCUCUACAACUGGCAGUGGGCAAUGAACACCUGGAAGUGACAGAGCUGUUGCUGAAAAAAGAUGGCCUGGCUCGGAUCGGGGACGGCCUGCUCCUGGCCAUCUCCAAAGGCUAUGUCAGAAUAGUCGAGGCCAUUCUCGGCCAUCCUGCUUUUGGUGGAGGUCUCCGUUUGGCUCUGAGCCCUCUGGAGCAAGAGAUGAGAGAUGAUGACUUUUAUGCAUACGACGAGGAUGGAACACGUUUUUCCCAUGACAUCACACCCAUCAUUCUGGCAGCUCAUUGCCAGGAGUAUGAGAUUGUUCACAUCCUUUUGACGAAGGGGGCCCGCAUAGAAAGGCCUCAUGACUAUUUUUGUAAAUGCUUAGAAUGUGUGGAGAAGCAGAAGAAGGACUCCUUCAGUCACUCACGGUCAAGGAUGAAUGCGUACAAGGGCCUGGCCAGUGCAGCCUACCUGUCGCUCAGCAGUGAGGACCCUGUGCUCACAGCCCUUGAGCUCAGCAACGAACUGGCAAGGCUCGCCAACAUUGAAACAGAGUUUAAGAAUGACUACCGAAAGUUGUCCAUGCAGUGCAAAGACUUUGUAGUGGGUGUGUUGGACCUUUGUCGAGACACCGAAGAAGUUGAGGCCAUUUUGAAUGGAGAUGUGGACCAAUGCCCACCAAGUCCCUACAACCGGCCCUGCCUCAGUCGCGUCAAGCUGGCCAUCAAAUACGAAGUCAAAAAGUUUGUUGCACAUCCCAACUGCCAGCAGCAGCUGCUGACUAUUUGGUACGAGAACCUGCCGGGCCUGAGGCAGCAGUCCAUCGGCGUGAAGUGCUGGACAGUCCUGGGGGUAACUGUAGGUCUCCCCUUCCUGGCUAUUGCCUACUGGAUAAUGCCAUGCAGCAAGCUUGGUCAGAUUCUACGCAGUCCCUUCAUGAAGUUUGUGGCUCACGCCGUCUCCUUCACCCUCUUCCUCGGCUUGUUGAUCGUCAAUGCUUCAGACCGCUUUGAGGGUGUGAAGAACCUGCCCAACGAGACCAUCACUGACCACCCCCGACAGGUUUUCAGGGUCAAAACCACACAGUUCUCGUGGACAGAGAUGCUGAUCAUGAAGUGGGUGUUGGGCAUGAUUUGGUCAGAAUGUAAGGAGAUUUGGAGCGAUGGGCCCAGGGAGUACAUCAUGCACCUUUGGAAUGUUCUGGACUUUGGCAUGUUGUCCAUCUUUGUGGCGUCCUUCACGGCACGUCUCAUGGCGUUCCUGAAGGCAUCAAAAGCCCAGCAGUAUGUGGACAUGCAUGUGCCAGAUGAAGACCUCAGCAAUGCCUCACUGCCUGAUGAAGUGGCUUACUUCACCUACGCCAGGAACAAGUGGCGCCCCUCUGACCCUCAGAUCAUCUCAGAGGGUUUGUACGCGAUUGCCGUGGUGCUGAGCUUCUCACGCAUCGCCUACAUCUUGCCAGCCAAUGAGAGCUUCGGCCCGCUGCAGAUCUCUUUGGGACGGACGGUCAAAGACAUCUUCAAGUUUAUGGUCAUCUUCAUCAUGGUGUUUGUGGCCUUCAUGAUUGGGAUGUUCAACCUCUACUCAUACUACCUUGGGGCCAAAUACAAUCCAGCUUUCACCACGGUGGAGGAGAGCUUCAAGACUCUGUUCUGGUCUAUCUUUGGGCUGUCUGAAGUGAUCUCUGUGGUGCUGAAAUACGACCACAAGUUCAUAGAGAACAUCGGCUAUGUGCUUUACGGAGUCUAUAACGUCACCAUGGUGGUGGUUCUCCUCAACAUGCUCAUUGCCAUGAUCAACAGCUCGUACCAGGAGAUUGAGGAGGAUGCAGACGUGGAGUGGAAGUUUGCCCGCGCCAAGCUGUGGCUGUCCUACUUUGACGAGGGUCGGACCCUGCCUGCCCCGUUUAAUUUGGUUCCCAGCCCCAAAUCCUUCUACUACUUGGUCCUUCGCAUCAAGUCUUGCCUGAUACGCCUCUGCAAAGCCAAUGGCCGCCGCCACAACAAUGAGGUGGAGAUGGGCAUGCUCCACACACAGACCAAGGAUGAACGGUUUAGGUCUUACGCGCGAUCAGGAGAGGAGUUCAUCCAGAGAAAAGCUCGAAAACACCCGACCAGAUAUCAGAAGAUCAUGAAGCGGCUCAUUAAACGUUAUGUGCUGAAAGCUCAAGUGGACAAAGAAAGCGAUGAAGUGAAUGAGGGCGAGCUGAAGGAGAUCAAGCAAGACAUUUCCAGCCUCCGCUAUGAGCUGCUGGAGGAGAAGUCCCAGGCCGCUGGGGAGCUGGCUCUGCUCAUCCAGGAACUUGGCGACAAGUUUGGCAAAAACACCAUGAGACACUGACAGGCCUUGCACAACGGGGAGGGAGGAAGGAGGAGAAGGUUUGGCGUAGAAAGCAGAUUCGGGCCAGGUAGUUCAUGACCUCAGUGGGAAGACAAGAGACAAUGGAGAGGCAGGAUGUUUAUGUGAAUGGACAGGAUGAACGAAGAAUAGUUAACAGCUUAAAAUAUCGAAACUGUGCCGAGUUAAAAUGAGCUAGCUUUAGAUAAAAACCCAAGUGCUUUCAACGCAAAAUGACCAAUUAGAGAAGACUUAUAAAACCGCAACUGAACGUGAGGUUAGGAAAAUAAACUCACUUGGAAGGACUUUGUGUUGUCAGCUCAAUUCUAAUUAAAGGGAAAGAUAGAGAUGAGUAAGAAGGGGAAGACAAGUGUGAGGAGAUAUGAAGAGACACCAUGGGCAUCAACAGCGAUGCAGUGCAGCAAUGAGGGCCCCACACCCACUGCCAGAAGAUAUCAGUGUGUCAGCUUAUCACCAAUUUAGAAGAGAGAGGUGAAACUCAGCCAUGGGAAGACACUGGAACAGCAAGAGGAAACUCCAAGUGCUACUCACAGCAGAGACGCCUGCUACGUUCCAUAUUUUUAAUUUGUCAGAUGAAGUGCUCCUGCUGGUUGAGAUAAUGCACACACCUUCAUACACAAGGCUAUCUAAUUAAUGCAGAUCUAAUUCACAACCUGUGAUACAAGUCGGAGGCAGUAAAGUGGAUUCAUUGCACUGAUGUUCAACUCUUUACAGAAAUAGUUUGAAAAGUAAGAUGUUGUCUUUGUGUCUCUUAGAAAGAAAUGAAUGGAAGGUCCCAAACACAACCAGUUAAUUAAGUGAUAAAUGCACUAGGUCAGCAUGAAAAGAUAGUAUGGUUAUUUCAACUCAGCUGUAGACAUUUUGCAAAUAAAAGAAAAUGUGCAUCUCUUAUGCACCCUGGAAAAUAGGAAUUGAACAACGUCAA